AUGUCUCAACAACAAAUUUUUAAAUGUUCAAUUUGUUUAGAAAGUAACUUAUAUCUUAGAAAUGUUACAGUAAAUUUACAAGAUAAAAUUAAUAAUUGUCCUGAUAAAGAGUAUUAUAUACAUCUUAUAACUGGAGUUGAUAAAUUAUGUUCUUCUUGUUAUAUGAAGAUUAUUGAUUCUGAAAGAUUUCAAAAAUCUACUAUUAAUAGAAAUAAUCAAUUAGAUAAUAUGGAUAAUUUAGUAGAUAAUAGUGAAUCUAAUAUUUCAACAAAUUUAAUGGAUAUUAGUAAUUUAAUAGAAUCUAAUAAGUCUA
Molecule: messenger RNA, 313 nt
Organism: Dentiscutata erythropus
Lineage: Eukaryota; Fungi; Glomeromycota; Glomeromycetes; Diversisporales; Gigasporaceae
Source: the annotation of a GenBank genome assembly